Molecule: messenger RNA, 1596 nt
Organism: Leptomonas pyrrhocoris
Lineage: Eukaryota; Euglenozoa; Kinetoplastea; Trypanosomatida; Trypanosomatidae
Product: putative mitochondrial Mitochondrial N(5)-glutamine methyltransferase MTQ1
Exons: 1
Coding region: 1-1596 (531 amino acids)
Biological process (GO): methylation
Cellular component (GO): mitochondrion
Molecular function (GO): nucleic acid binding; methyltransferase activity
Source: RefSeq, a predicted model, not a curated record
AUGCACGGCUCGUUCCCAUCUCGCUUGCCGCAGUGGCUCCCGGAAGGCGCGGCAGGGGUGACGAGGCUGCCUCCUGCACCCACACGCUGCCCCGUUCGAUCGGGGACAGCUGUCCCUUCUCGUUUUCGCCUGACGUUGCGGUCGUCUUGCAAAGGCACCUCUCUUUGCUGCCGGCGGUCGGCUGCGGGCGCAUCGCUUAUCUCUGCCACGACGCAACACGAUCUUCUGCAUCGCGCUGCCUCUGCGGCAACUAUCACCUUCGGGGCGCGGCAUAUCUUGGACCCCGGCUACGCAAAAACACACGCCGUGAGAUAUGUGCCCGCACGUGCAGUUGAGCUGGAGGCGGAGGCGGGCGACGAUGCCAAGGCGGAGACCCGCAACGUACCCAAGACAGCAGGAGAAUCUCCAUCCGUUGGCGACGGUGGGGCUGCGGCGGAACCCUCUGUGGUGGACUUCACGACGGACGAUGCCAUCGAGAAGCUGGACCGGCUGUGCCGUCCCGCGAACACCGACACGCAGUUUUUGUCGCUGCCAGAGCGGCGCAUGUUCACCAAGAUGAUCUACGACAAGUUCUACAAGGACGAGGGCACCACCGUGAUGGACCCUGCAAUGCUGUACCAGGCGUCCUUGGAGGUUCAGUGGGUGGAGGAAUGGAUGGCGGGCGUUGCAAACGCAAGGCACCUCUCACGCGACGGCGCACGCCGUGCCGUAAAGACGGCGCUGCUAGAGCGAGUUGACUUGCACAAGCCGCUGUCGUACAUUAUCGGCUCGCAGCCCUUUUUCGGCUGCGACAUCCACUGCGAAGAGCCCCUGUUGUGUCCGCGGCCGGAGACGGAGAUGUGGACCCACUGGCUUGUCUACAACUACCUCAAUCGCGUGCGACGCUCGUCUGCGACUGAAGUUGACAAUACAAGUGGACCGCGGCUGAACGUUUUGGAUGUGUGCUGCGGCACUGGUUGCAUCGGUGUGGCGCUGGCGAAACACGUCCCCGGUGCGGUCGUCACGGCGCUAGAUAUCCUGCCGCAAGCGGUGACGGUGUCGCAGCAGAAUGCGCAGCGCAACGGCAUUCCGGACAGUCGCUACAAAGCGAUCGAAAGUGAUAUGUUUGAGCACUUUCUCGAGCCAGGCAGCUCGUCUCCGUCCACUGCAUCUGACACAACAAACGAGAUCAGCAGCGCUGGCAAAGAGCCACCUGUAGCACAGGAUCGACCGCUGGGCACGAUGAAGCCGGAGUUUGUCGGCACGUUUGACGUAGUUGUGUCCAACCCGCCUUACGUGUUGCGAGAACAGUACGUCGAAUUACCUCGCUCCAUCACGCACUGGGAGUCGAAGAUGGCGCUCGUUGGCGAUGACUACCGCGAGUCGCGUCAGCAUUUGUACUUUAAAGAGCUGUGCGUGCAUGGGGCAAAACUGCUAAAGCCGCGUUACAUGCGACCGGCCGCACUGCGUGACACACCAAACAUGCUAAUCGAGGUCGGCUUGCAGGCGCACAUAGUUGCGGACUUGAUGGAGAAGAGUGGGAUGUGGCGAGACGUGAGCAUCCACCUCGACUACGCGCAGCAGGAGCGGUGGGUCAGCGCCGUUUCAGCUCAUUAA